This is a messenger RNA of Phasianus colchicus (ring-necked pheasant), 2778 nucleotides long. The record is from RefSeq and is a predicted model, not a curated record. NCBI's taxonomy places the organism in Eukaryota, Metazoa, Chordata, Aves, Galliformes, Phasianidae.
GGGUGUUGGGGAGUGACUCCAGGUUCCCUCUGCUCUCAAAGGGAAUAUGGCAGACCCUGAAGACCCCCGUGAUGCUGGGGACAUGCUGGGGGAUGACUCCUUCCCACUCUCCUCACUGGCCAACCUGUUUGAGGUGGAAGACACCCCAUCCCCUGCUGAGCCAUCCCGGGGACCCCCUGGUGCUGUGGAUGGAAAGCAAAACCUCCGGAUGAAAUUUCACGGGGCGUUCCGAAAAGGUCCCCCAAAACCCAUGGAGCUGCUGGAAUCCACCAUCUAUGAGUCGUCGGUUGUCCCAGCACCCAAGAAGGCCCCCAUGGAUUCCCUCUUCGACUACGGCACCUACAGGCAGCACCCCAGCGAGAACAAACGCUGGCGCAGGAGGGUCGUGGAGAAGCCGGUGUCUGGCACCAAGGGGCCGGCUCCCAACCCACCGCCCGUCCUCAAGGUGUUCAACAGACCCAUCCUCUUUGACAUUGUCUCCCGGGGGUCCCCAGAUGGCUUAGAGGGUCUCCUCUCCUUCCUGCUCACCCACAAGAAGCGUCUGACGGAUGAGGAGUUCCGAGAGCCCUCAACGGGGAAGACGUGUCUGCCCAAGGCGCUGCUCAACCUGAGUGCAGGCCGAAACGACACCAUCCCCAUCCUCCUGGAUAUUGCUGAGAAGACGGGAAACAUGCGGGAGUUCAUCAACUCACCCUUCCGUGAUGUCUACUACCGAGGUCAGACAGCGCUGCACAUCGCCAUUGAGCGCCGCUGCAAGCACUACGUGGAGCUGCUGGUGGAGAAGGGUGCUGAUGUGCACGCCCAGGCCCGUGGUCGCUUCUUCCAGCCCAAGGAUGAGGGCGGCUACUUCUAUUUUGGUGAGCAGAGGAGACUGGCAGCACCACAGCCGCAUACCCAGGGCUGUCCCCAAUCGUAUGCUGUCCCUGCAGGAGAGCUGCCCCUUUCACUGGCUGCCUGCACCAACCAGCCCCACAUCGUGCACUAUCUGACGGAGAAUGGGCACAAGCAGGCAGACCUGCGGCGCCAGGACUCGCGUGGCAACACCGUGCUGCAUGCUCUGGUUGCCAUCGCUGACAACACCCGCGAGAACACCAAGUUUGUCACCAAGAUGUACGACCUGCUCCUCAUCAAGUGCGCCAAGCUUUUCCCCGACACCAAUCUUGAGGCCCUGCUCAACAACGAUGGCCUCUCUCCACUCAUGAUGGCUGCCAAGACCGGCAAGAUCGGGAUCUUCCAGCACAUCAUCCGCCGAGAGAUUGCAGAUGAGGACGUCCGGCACCUCUCGCGCAAGUUCAAGGAUUGGGCAUACGGCCCCGUCUACUCCUCACUCUAUGAUCUCUCCUCACUGGAUACCUGUGGGGAGGAGGUGUCCGUGUUGGAGAUCCUUGUUUACAACAGCAAGAUUGAGAACCGCCAUGAGAUGUUGGCCGUGGAGCCCAUCAACGAACUGCUGCGCGACAAGUGGCGCAAGUUUGGUGCCGUCUCCUUCUACAUCAGCGUGGUCUCCUACCUCUGUGCCAUGAUCAUCUUCACCCUCAUCGCCUACUACCGCCCUAUGGAAGGCCCUCCACCGUACCCUUACACUACGACCAUCGACUACCUGCGGCUGGCUGGGGAGAUCAUCACCCUCCUCACCGGCAUCCUCUUCUUCUUCUCCAAUAUCAAAGAUCUCUUCAUGAAGAAGUGCCCAGGUGUGAACUCAUUCUUCAUCGAUGGCUCGUUCCAGCUGCUCUACUUCAUCUACUCGGUGCUGGUGAUCGUCACGGCAGGGCUGUACCUGGGCGGCGUUGAGGCUUACCUGGCUGUCAUGGUCUUUGCUUUGGUCCUGGGCUGGAUGAACGCACUCUACUUCACGCGAGGUCUCAAGCUGACGGGGACCUACAGCAUCAUGAUCCAGAAGAUCCUCUUCAAAGACCUGUUCCGCUUCCUCCUGGUCUAUCUGCUCUUCAUGAUUGGCUAUGCCUCAGCACUGGUGUCCCUCCUGAACCCGUGUCCCAGCAGUGAGUCCUGCAGUGAGGAGCACUCUAACUGCACGCUGCCCACCUACCCCUCAUGCCGGGACAGUCAGACCUUCAGCACCUUCCUGCUUGACCUCUUCAAGCUCACCAUUGGCAUGGGUGACCUGGAGAUGCUGGAGAGCGCCAAGUACCCAGGUGUCUUCAUCAUCCUGCUUGUCACCUACAUCAUCCUCACCUUCGUGCUGCUCCUCAACAUGCUUAUCGCCCUCAUGGGUGAGACCGUGGGCCAGGUGUCCAAGGAGAGCAAACACAUCUGGAAGUUGCAGUGGGCCACCACCAUCCUGGACAUUGAGCGCUCCUUCCCUCUCUUCCUGCGGAGAGCAUUCCGCUCUGGGGAGAUGGUGACCGUGGGGAAAGGCACUGAUGGGACCCCUGACCGUCGUUGGUGUUUCAGGGUGGAUGAGGUGAACUGGUCCCACUGGAACCAGAACCUGGGCAUCAUCAGUGAGGACCCUGGCAAGAGCGAUACAUACCAGUACUACGGCUUCUCCCACACUGUGGGGCGGCUGCGGAGAGGUGAGCGGGGUGGGGGCAGCCCUGGGCCCACAGGUGAGUACGAAGCUGGGAGCUCUGAGUGUUUCUCAGUUUCUGCAGAUCGAUGGUCAACAGUGGUGCCACGUGUGGUGGAGCUCAACAAGAGUUGCCCAACAGAAGAUGUAGUUGUGCCAUUGGGGACCACGGGCACAGCAGAGGCACGGGAGCGACGGCACGGGCAGACCCCCAGCUCCCUGCUCUAGCAUGGACUCCGCCUGGCCCCACA